Messenger RNA from Debaryomyces fabryi, 594 nucleotides. RefSeq lists its product as uncharacterized. Gene Ontology annotation, cellular component: membrane. Gene Ontology annotation, molecular function: transmembrane transporter activity. The transcript has a single exon. Gene Ontology annotation, biological process: transmembrane transport. The record is from RefSeq and is a predicted model, not a curated record. The coding region runs from base 1 to 594 and encodes 197 amino acids. NCBI's taxonomy places the organism in Eukaryota, Fungi, Ascomycota, Pichiomycetes, Serinales, Debaryomycetaceae.
AUGUUAAGUGGGGCAUUUAGUGGCCUUUUGGCUUAUGGUAUAUCAUUUCUUGAUCAAGCUCAAGGUUUGAGCGGUUGGAAAUGGGUAUUUAUAUUUGAGGGUAUACCAACCAUUCUUAUUGGAAUCUAUACUUCUCUAUUUUUACCGAAUUUCGUAGAAGAUUCUAGAUUCUUGAGUAAUAAUGAAAAAAGAAUAGUAUUAUCUAAGCUUCCUCCAACUUCUCCAAGGAAGGAAGAUAGUGCUUUUAAUAUGAAUCAGAUAAAGCUGCUACUUAAAGAUCCAACAUUCUAUACCUACUCUGGAAUAUGGCUUUUUCAAGGAUUAGGUGGGUGGGGUAUUUCCUUUGUAUUGCCUACAAUAAUUUAUGAACUUGGAUUUACAGAUACGGCUAAGACACAGUUGAUGCAAUUACCUCCAUCAAUAGCUGGAUUUAUUUUACUUAAUUUGCUUGGUUACUUAAUUCAUGAAAGAAAAUUGAAACCAUUUCCUACAUCAUUUAUUUUGUCAUUUGUUCAAAUUAUAUGUUAUAUUGUUUUACUAACUAUAAAUAAUAGUGUAGGAAAGUAUGCCAUGUUGAUUAUUGCGUAUGUAUAA